Penicillium atrosanguineum is the source of this 1353-nucleotide messenger RNA. RefSeq names its product SNG1 family protein. Bases 1 to 1353 code for a protein of 450 amino acids. The record is from RefSeq and is a predicted model, not a curated record. NCBI's taxonomy places the organism in Eukaryota, Fungi, Ascomycota, Eurotiomycetes, Eurotiales, Aspergillaceae. The transcript has 2 exons. Gene Ontology annotation, cellular component: membrane.
AUGUCCGAAAAGCUCGUUCAUUCAGGUGAUGAAGCCAUCGAUCCUCCUCCAGCGCCCGUCGGAUUCUUCGAUCCUGUGCUGAAGAGCACCCGACGGAACGUGUUCAUUCAAUGGACCCGCACCGUCUCAAUCCUCUGCGUCUUUGUGCUAGGAGUAUUAUCAAUCUUCUGGGGUUCCCAAUUCGCAGUAGAAAAGAACUACACUGCGUUAACAGUCUGGGUCGUCGACUUCGACGGCCAAACACCAUAUGACUCCUCCAACACACUAAUCGGACCGGUCGUCAAAAAUGUCACCAACCAAAUCCUCUCCUCCUCAAGCCUCCAUAUAGGUUACGAGAUUCGCUCCCCGGAACAAUUCAACAAUGACCCCUGGUCCGUCCGCCAAGCAAUCUACGACGAACAUGCCUACGCCGCCGUAAUCAUCAACCCCAAUGCAACCACCCUCCUUCGCUCCGCCAUCUCCAAUAAUAACCAAUCCUACGACCCAACCGGCGCCAUUGAAACUGUCAUCAUCUCCGCCCGUGAUGAAGCGACCUACUACAAUUACAUCCUCCCGGAUCUAACAAUCCUCCAAGCUUCCAUCAUCGCAGCCUUCGGCCCACUGUGGGCCCGGGAACUAGUCUCCGGAAACACGGACCUCUCCUCCGUACCCCCACAAGCCAUAAACCCAGGAAUCGGUUUCACGAAUAUCGACCUCCGACCAUUCGCGCCCGCCGUCACGGCACCGGCCGUUUCUAUCGGUCUGAUUUACCUUAUUAUUAUCGCAUUCUUCAAUUUCCCUUUCCUCAUACCUAUUCACGCUCAAUUCAUGAAUUCAAAAGAUCACCCGCCUCUCAAAGUUCCGCACUGGUUACUCUGGCGCAUCGUCUCAAACAUCGUGGCGUAUUUCUUCCUUUCAUUCUUCUACUCUCUUGUUUCGUUGGCGUUUCAGAUCCCGUUCAGUAACGAGCCAGCGUCGGAUGUUAUCUCCGCCGAGAGUGCAAAUGCUUAUGGGCAGGGCUCGUUUGUUGUCUUUUGGAUGUUGAAUUGGGUGGGCAUGGCCGCGCUUGGAUUCCCGUGUGAGAAUAUGGCUAUGAUUCUGGGAAUGCCGUGGUCUUCGUUCUUUCUUAUCUUUUGGGUUAUUACGAAUGUUGCAACGGGCUUUUAUGCUAUUGAUUUGGCGCCCGUGUUUUAUCGUUGGGGGUACGCUUGGCCUUUGCAUCGGAUUGUCGAGGCUCUACGGACGAUUCUGUUCGGAACGCAUUCGAGGAUCGGGUUGGAUUUCGCUGUGUUGUUUAUUUGGAUUGUGGUUUCAUUGGCGUUCUAUCCGGUUGCGACGUUUAUUAUGCGUUGGAAGAUGAGAAGGGGGAUUUAA